Molecule: messenger RNA, 7702 nt
Organism: Uranotaenia lowii
Lineage: Eukaryota; Metazoa; Arthropoda; Insecta; Diptera; Culicidae
Gene: Cad86C
Product: cadherin-86C
Exons: 14
Coding region: 353-5755 (1800 amino acids)
Biological process (GO): homophilic cell-cell adhesion
Cellular component (GO): plasma membrane
Molecular function (GO): calcium ion binding
Source: RefSeq, a predicted model, not a curated record
UGAAACUGGCCACGGGGAUUGGGCCUAGAGAAUGUUCUUGGCCAUGCCAAGAAAAGGGGCACCAUUGCUGAAAUUGCCGCUGUGCUGCCGCCAUUUUUAUUGUUGUUACUGUUCGGGUUGCGUCACAUCGGUGAACUCGGUGACGUCACCGGGACAAAGUCGACGGUUUCGUUUAGGAUCAGGCGGGAACCUGACCCGGAACUGAAACGAGACCAGGCAGUCGAAUCACGUGACAGUUGGUAAUUAGUCGAAGCAUUUUGCUUCGGGUUUGAAAGAGAGGAAAGUGUUUUAAAGUUAAGAAGUGGUUGUGACCGAAUUUAAGUUAAGGAGAAAAAAUUGCAACGAACCAAUCAUGACUGGAUCUAGUGAUAAAAGAAUGCUUCCCACCGGGCGAUCGAGGUUUAGGAACCUCAACCUCCAUCACCACAGUCAUCGAGCCAUAUGGUACUACUGCUGUUGGUUGUUGGUGGCAGUGGUUCAGAGGACGGUGCAAGGGUUGGAUCCCAAGUUUGAUCCGUCGACCCGGAUGCGACUGGUGCUGGUUCCGGCGGAUGCACAAGUGGGCUCGGUGAUCUACCGGUUGCGGGCUACCGAUGAGGAGUUCGAGUAUCCAUUGCAGUUUGAGUUGGCGGGUGACGCCGCCUCGUCAACGGUCCAAAUCGAAACCCUGCCCUGUACCAAGUUCAACUCGAUCUGCCAGGCAAACGUAAUCCUAACGCGGCGCCUAGAACCGGGCCGCUACUACGACUUCCAGGUGUCGGUCAAGGACACCAAGGGCGGCAUGUCCAUCCAGGCCUGCUCGAUCACUGCCACCAACUUCACCACCCCGCACGACGUCAUCUUCCCGCACAAAACCGGCAUCAUCAUGGUUCCGGAGGACGCCAAAAAGGGAACCGAACUUGACUACGUGCUGGCCAACAAGAAUCCUCUGCUGCCAAAGCCCGUCUACUUGGAACUUUGGGGCUCACCUCUGUUCGCCAUCCGGCAGAAGAUCAUUUCACCGGAAAUGACCGAAGGAACCAUCUUUCUGCUGGGGCCCCUGGACUUCGAAAAGCAGGCCAUGUACCAUCUGACCCUAUUGGCAAAUGAUGCCUACGCCGAACCGGGCCAGGAUUCGCGGAACAUUGCCGGCCUUGAGGUUGUCAUCAUCGUCGAAGACGUGCAGGACGUUCCCCCGGUUUUCACGGUUGCUCCACCGGUCACCAGACUUCCCCCGGGGCUCAUUCCGGGCGAUAAGGUGCUACAGGUGCACGCCGAGGACGGCGAUAAGGGAGUGCCCCGGGAAAUUCGAUACGGUCUGGUGUCCGAGGGAAAUCCGUUCACCUCCUUCUUCGACAUUAAUCAAACCAGUGGGGAAAUUUCCCUACUCCGCCCACUCGACGACAUCUUGGCGCUCACCCACGUGGGUGAUCCGGUCCUGCUAACGGUAAUCGCCGAAGAAGUCAAGGUCAGCCGUGAUGAACCGCCAGCGAUGGCCACCACUGUGCAGCUGGCCUUUUUCCUGCCCGAAAGAAGCAAUUCGCCGCCAUAUUUUGAAAAUGACCACUACGUCACCCGGUUGGAGGAAAAUUCGGCCCCCGGAACGACCCUCGCCUUUACCGAUCCCUACACCCCUCGGGUGAUGGACGACGAUGCCGGCAAAAAUGGGGUGUUCUCCCUAACGCUACUGGGGAACAAUGGGACCUUCGAGAUUUCGCCGAACGUGGCCGAGGGCCACGCGAACUUUGUCAUCCGGGUACGGGACAAUGCGCUGCUGGACUACGAAGCGGCCGAAUAUGUACACUUUCAGAUAUUCGCCCAGGAGCUCGGUCCAGCAACGAAUCUCUCGGCCUCGGUCAACGUCACCGUGUACUUGACCGAUGUCAACGACAACCCGCCGGUGUUCGAGCAGAACGACUACAUCGUGGAUCUUCCGGAAAAUAUGACCGCCGGCACCAGGGUUGUGCAGGUCCAUGCGACCGAUGUCGAUACCGGAUUGGGCGGGAAAGUUCGGUACACCCAUAUACUGGGUCCGAUGAACACCUCUUUGAUUAUGGAUCCAAGUACCGGGGUCAUCACGGUGGCCACCAAUAGUCAUGGGUUUGAUCGGGAAGCCAUGCCCGAGUAUCAUCUCUAUGUGGAAGCGCGCGACGAUGACGGGAUUGGAAAUCGAGGACAGGUCCCGCUGAUUAUUCGGAUGAUCGACGUUAACGACGAGACCCCGAUAUUCGAUAAAAGUCUGUACGAGUUCAUAAUUUCAACAAACUUGCGGAACUUUACGGUUCCUGCUUUCAUCAAGGCUACGGAUGCUGAUGCAGAGGCACCAAAUAACGAGGUUCGAUACGAAUUGAUCUACGGAAACUACGAAAACAAGUUUGAGCUGCAUCCGAUCACGGGAGAGCUGAAACUAUCGAGUCCGCUGCUGCGACGAUCGAAGAAUGUUCGGCAGAGAAGACAAGCUACUAGUCAGCAACAGACCGAAACGGAGGUCUUCGUGCUCACGGCUCGGGCCUUCGAUCUGGGAGUUCCAGUGCGGUUUUCUACCACCACCAUUCGUGUGUAUCCACCGGAGAGUCGAACCCGAACGAUGACCUUCAUCGUGCCGGGGCACGAUCCCGAUCGUGGUCGAGUUCAGGAGACGCUGGCUGAUGUCACCGGAGGGCGGGUCAUCAUCCAAGACAUUCGGCCUUAUAACGGUGCUUCGGUUCCGGGAGCUACCGAUAUUGGAGGUGAUAGCAAGGAUCGAAGUGUCGUUGUUGCGACGAUCUUGUACGACGGCAACUCGGUUGUUGAUAUCUCCAAAAUUCAGCAACGGCUGUCCGUCAAUGGAACGAUUACCAACAGUGGUAUCAGCCAGGAUGAGCGAAGUGCGAUUCUCUAUAAGGCGGAGAACAAAGUCCUGUUUUGGUUGCUGAUCUUCCUAGCCAUCCUGCUAGCGUUAGGAAUCCUAACGCUGCUGCUGUGCUGCAUUUGUCCGUGGUGUCCCCUGUACGCUGCCACCAGAAAACGAGUCGUUAGAAUUAAUAGUAUCGAGGAUGAUGUCCAUCUCGUGCACCGAGAGCAGGGCAUCGGGAAACAGUCGAAAUCGGUCCAGGUCGCCGAGUGGAUGGGACGACGCGAAGCCUGGUCGGCGGAUCGAUCGUCCGAUUCCCGGACCAAACCGACGCGCUGGGAAUUUAGAGGAAGACGACACGCUAACAAAGCCUCGCUAGCUGCGGCCGGAGCGAAUGCCGGCCACGACAAUCGGGGCCACACGAUCGAGGAUGGCGAGGAAAGCAGUGGCGGAGCAGGAGCAAGAGAACUGGUGGGAGUCAGCGACAAGAAAACGAUGACCGACGUUGGUAGUGGUAAAACGAAAGAGCAGACUGUUAAGAUUAGAAACGAAUAUAAAUCCAAAUCGGCUAAGAACUACAACCCAAACAACAACAACAACGCUGGUGGAGGCAACGGUCUCGGUAUCGGUGGCGAUCGCCAUGGUCCGGCAGGAAGAGACGGAGCAAGAGAUGCCGGAGUCGGUGGAAGUGACGUCGGACUGCACCGAUCCCGGAGUAAUUUGCUGAACGAUCAGCGAAGCGACAUGUACGUGGAGGAUGUGGAUGAGGUGGGCGGAGGCGAUCCGGAGUACCAGUCGUUAAAGCGGGUGCACCAUCACCAUCACCAGACGCAGAUAGAUGACGAUUCGAUGAGGCGGCAUGAGAUGGAUCGGGGGAGUGAUUUGAACUAUGGACGGAGGGGAAGUUUUAAGCGGCAGGGUGGCUUGGGGGUUGAGGAUUCGUUGGAGCCGAGAGAUCAGUAUUAUAUCAAGGAUGGAAAUGCAGAGAUUUUGAGGUUGAUAACGCGGGGAAGGAAUGAGGAGGAGAAUAUUUACGUGAAUGUUCCGCAGAGAGGUGGAGGAAUUGCUGGACCUCAGUACAUUAUGGUGGAUAACGGAGGGAAGGAGAUUUUGAUGAAGCGGUAUAUUGAGGAGCAAGCGAAUGGAAAGCAGGUGAUAAGAGAGCACUAUCAGUUGUUGCCGGGGACGACGUUCAUCCAGACGAUACCGAAUGAGGUUCCCGGGAAUGGAUAUAGGGGAGAGCACGUGACGGAGGUUAAGAUUGGUCACGAGCAGAAGUCUAAUAGGGGAUCGCAUAAGGAUGGAGACGAUGGAGAAGGAGAGAUUCAUAUAACGCAUGCGGUGUCGAAUCAUUCGUUGAUACAGCAAGAGCUGGAGAAUUCGUUGAAGCAACAGAACGCGUUGUUGAGACAGAUAUUGUUGGAGAAGGAGAAUCUGGAGAAGAAGUACAAUCAGCAGGAUGCUGCGCUGGAGACGCAGAGUCUUCCAUGUCAAGCGGUGGUGGCUACCCAGACUGAUUGUGAAACGGCGACGCAGACAGAACCGGUGAAGAUUGAGAGAAGACGAACGAAGAGCGAGAACGACGAUUCGCUGUCGGAGGAUGAGUUUGAGUAUGUGAAGUACAGUCCUCCGGAUAGUCCCGAUGGAGUUUAUUUGAUCAAGCGUAAGCGGACGAGGAAGAAGACAAAGUACAAGUCCGAUAGCGAUUCGAAUGGGAAAGGAGGACGGAAGUUUAUCACAGUAGAAUCGGUGAAGCGAAAGAUUCGGACCCCGAUACAGGAGGAAGAAGAGGUGCGUCCACCGUUGAAAAAACACGGAGAAACGAGAGCGAGCAUUUUGAGGCGAAAACGAAACGCUGAGCGACUGAAGAAGGAUGUACUGAUGGAGAUUUCUGACUCGCUGGAAGACAAAGAGACGAAGCGGAAAGAUAAACGGAAGAAAGAACAGAAAAAGGUGAGCAAGUUCUACGAAGAUUCGGAUGGCUCGGAUAGGGAGAUUGUACAGAAGUACUUCUCGGCCGAUAGUUUAGAGGAGAUCAACUCGGAUGAUAACUACACCUUCGACAUCACGAAGACGGUUACGGUUUCACCGAGGAAUGCAGCUCAUCAGAGGUCGUCCAGGAAGGAUGAAACCACAACAACCACUAGGAUACGUCUGACGGCUUCCGAGUCACCUUCAAGACCCCAGAAAAGCCAAGCUCCGAAACCUCCCCGCAUGACCAAGUCACUUUCCAAAGAGAAACUGGAAGACGGUAAAGAAAUACCCGCAAAGUACAUGGAUUGGUACCACAACCUAGGGAAAGAAGAACAGAAAGCGAUCGGCAAGUGGCGAGAAAUGGAAAAGAGGAUAGUCCGGAAAAAGAUCGUCUCAUCGUCUUCCAAGGAGGAUGACCCCAGGAGCAAACCAGAACCCGCACCAAGAACUUCACCACCCAAAGAUGCUCGUCUCCUCAAAGAAGACAUCCAGCUGGCGAAAAAGGUUCAAGCUCAAACCCAAGACAGUAGCAGCCAUCCGCUGCUUCAACACUCGGAACACCGCUUCGAGGCCGAAUACGACCCCAACUCUCAAAUCCAACCUCCAGCCGAUAAGCUGCCUCACUACCUAUACCCAAACACCCCUCCAAUCGUUAACCGAGACAACAAGGUCCAAAUCAAGAUCGUCGACAGCUCCGCUUCCAAACCUUCUCCGAUCCACGAGCACGAGGUCAAAGAACCUCGACCUCGACCCUCGGACCCCUCAACAACCACAACAACCACCAAAACCCUCAACGCUUCUACCCUAGAAGACGAUCACGAUUCCGGAAUCGCCAUGAACUCGCUCCUCCAUUCCAAAUCCAGCAAACGGCCGUCGGUCACCGACAAGAAGAGCAUCUUCACGAUCGCCUACGACGACGUGCGCAUUCGCGGGAUCCGAUCCGAGAGCGAUACCCCGCCGUUUUCCUAACAGUAGCUGCAGCAACCGGCGGCGGGACCAAAGCCUAACACCCGCUGGCGCCGGUAACGACACGGCCACGACCACAACCGCGACACCAAAGCCGAAGAGUAGCAGCAGCAGCGAGGGUGAUCGGAACAGCAACAACAGCUGGAUGAUGGUGAUCAGUGAGGAGAACCUUCGGAAUCAGACCUAGUCCAAGACCAGCAAGGCACACACACUUCCACACAGGAAACAGAGUACAAUCGCAAUCGUCCCUCGUCCCAGUGUUGCCAGGUUUUGUCGACCACCGCUAGACCUGGAUGCUAGAGUUGAAGAACGAAACCUUGAAAACUGCCAUAGGUGAUAAGUGUUCACAUGAUUUAAGCCGCCAUUUUACUAUGAAGAUGACGAAGCAAGAAAAAAAAAGGAGAAGGACCGCAAAGUCGAGGCCUUUUUUACGAACUAAAUAGGGACAAUUUUUUUAAAGUAGUUUUACCACUUGCCUACACCGGAAAAUCGAAAGUUUUCUCGAAAAAUGUUUUUGAUAGGAAGCUGUCAACUUUCCUACACAAAAUGCCAUCAUCAAAAUAUCGAUUGACUCCCGUUGAGGAAAAACGGAAAAUUUUUUAUCAGUGGUUAAACUUGGAUAAAACAUUGGAGAGACUAAGGAAAAACCCUAAAAAAUAAGGUUAAAAAUGUUUGAAAUUGACAAAAUAGGGAAAAUAGCAAAUUUACAAAAUUGACAAAAUUCACAGGAUUGGAAAAAUAGACAAAAUUUAGAAAAUGAGAAAACUCGACGAAAUUUGACAAAAUUGAUCAAAUUUGAUAAAGGUUGAAAAAAGAGACAAAACAUGAUAAAUUUGGGCAAAUUGUUGAAAAACAUUGACAAAUAAUGAAAAAAGAGUAAAAUGACCAAAUCGACCAAAUUUUACAAAAUCGACAAAAUUCAAAAUAUUUAAAAAAAAAUAGGAAACUUUUAAAAGUUUGACAAAUUGGCCAAAUCUCUCAAAAUUUAACGGUUGAAAAAUUGAUUUAACGUUUGAUAAACAAAAACUUGUCAAAAACAUUUAACAACAUUUUCAAAAUUGACAGUUGUUUUGAAUUGCUCAAAAUAACAAAAGGUAUGCAAAUGACUGAAUGUUUGAAAAAAUGCGAAAAAAAGCUUAGCUAUUUAGAGAUUUUAAAUAUGUCAAAAAUGAUAAGAUAUUUGAAUUUAAAUUUCACAUCUUUCAAAACUCGCAAAAUGAAUAAUUUAUUUAAAAAAAAAAAAAAAUAUCUUGUAUAAAGAAAAGAUGAAGUCAAAAAUAUAAAAAAAACCAUUUGAACGAAACAAAAAAUUCGACAACAACUUGUAUACAAAUUUUGAAAACCUGAAAAAUUAGAGAUAUGAAAAUUAGAAAUGAUUGAAAUUGAAACUUCUGAAUAUUGAAACAGAAUGCCAUAAAUUGAUAGAAAAAAAUGGCCUAAAAAAUAAACAUUGAAAACACUCAAAAAAUAUGAGAAAAAUCAGUUCAAAACUUUAGAUGUGGAAAGUUACAAAAUAAGGAAAUAAUUUAAACGAAUUCAUCAACAAAUAUUUAAGAAAAUAAAAUGCUCGAUAAUUUUGAAAAACCUUUUUUUAAGUUUGUGAACUUUUUUAAUGUGGAUAGUUACAAAAUAUGAAAAUAAUUAAAACGAAUUCAUCAACAAAUAUUUAAGAAAAAUAAAAUGUUCAAUAAUUUUGUAAAACCUUUUUUUUAGUUUGUUAACUAUUUAAUUUUUUAUGUUUUUUAACAGCUUUGAAAAAAUCUAUCCAAAAAGAAAUAAAAAUUUUGCAAAUAUUUUAAAUAGAAUAAAAAUCAAGUAAAUCAGUCAACUUUAAAUUGCAUUUUUUUUCAUGAAAAAAAGGUUUUUCUAAACAACAGAAAAUUCAAGGAAUUUAAAACACAGAAAAACAAAAUUAAACCAUUAAUGAACAGAAAAGUUAUUCGGAAAAGU